Molecule: messenger RNA, 1658 nt
Organism: Toxorhynchites rutilus septentrionalis
Lineage: Eukaryota; Metazoa; Arthropoda; Insecta; Diptera; Culicidae
Gene: Rab39
Product: ras-related protein Rab-39B
Exons: 2
Coding region: 407-1066 (219 amino acids)
Biological process (GO): Rab protein signal transduction
Cellular component (GO): Golgi membrane
Molecular function (GO): GTP binding; GTPase activity
Source: RefSeq, a predicted model, not a curated record
CACAAAAUUUCUUUGCCUGUGCAAAUUGAUGUUUUCGAGUCCACUGCCACUGUGAAAACCCAAACUGUCGUCCUGAUAGAUCAUCACAAUAUAAAAUACAUUAGCUGCGUCAUAGGCAGAAGUAAUCGUGUUUAUAUAAUUGUGUUUAGGAACAAUUUGCUAGGACUAAUCGUCUUAUUCUCCGAAAUGAAAAUGGCAAUAAUUUAAAUUCGUGUAGUGAUUUUCCAAAAAAGGAGAGAAAAAUCUGCUGGAAGGGUUUCAAUCGUUGAACGAGCAGAGGAAAAGAGGGUCGGUCGCCCCUAUCAACAACAGCAGCUGAGUCGCAUUACCCCGAUACGCAUUCCGGAAAGAAUUGAAGGAAGCAGACAGAUACGAAUUGGGCCCAGUGUGCAACAUAAGCGGAGAAAUGGUGGAACCUAUGUUUGACUAUCAAUUUCGGCACAUUCUAAUUGGCGACAGCACAGUCGGGAAGUCGUCUUUGCUCAAAUAUUUCACGGAUGGUAAAUUUGCUGAGCUAUCCGAUCCGACGGUAGGGGUAGACUUCUUUGCUCAUCUCAUCGAGGUAAAGGAUGGCACCCGCAUCAAGCUGCAGCUGUGGGACACAGCCGGGCAGGAGCGGUUUCGUUCGAUCACCAAAUCAUACUACCGAAAUUCGGUUGGCGUACUGCUCGUGUACGAUAUCACCAGCCAUGCCAGCUUCGAGCACAUUCCUCUGUGGAUGAUGGAAGCCAAGCGACACAUUGAACCUCACCGGCCGGUUUUCGCACUGGUGGGAUGCAAACUGGAUCUGGUGAACAAUGGUGUCCAGAAGCGCGAGGUCAGCGUGGAGGAGGCACGCUCGUUCGCGGAACAGAAUGGUUUAAUUUUCGUGGAAACUUCCGCUCGCACGGGCGUUAACGUCCGGGAGGCGUUCAGUCUAGUCACCCAGGAGGUAUACAAUCGAAUUCAGUCGGGUGAGUAUAAGGUCGAAGAUGGCUGGGACGGCAUUAAGAAGGGCUUCCUAAGACCAAAUAAUUUGGAUUUUAAUCUAGUGGUAGCAGAAUCCGCCCGAAGUUCGUGUUGUUAAAAAGAUGUGGUUGUUGAGUUCCGGCAAUGCUUUUAUGUUUCGUUGUUGUUUGUGUUUCAUUGCGACAUAUGCCCAUUUUUGUGGAAACCGAAGCCUCAAAUGUUUGAAACAUUAUGAUUUCGAUCGAAGCAACUAUUACAAAAUCGAAAAAGCGGAGUCUAAAUUUGUACAUUUUGGUGGAAUCCAAAAGAUGUGAUAUAACUGUUUGAACUAAUCGACGGAAAGAGUUCAUGUAAUUGUUUCUAGGAUUUUUUUGCAGCGAUAUAUCGCCGUUAUUUUCUGUUUUUAUUCAUGUUUCAACAUUAGGAUUUACAGUUUUGGUGCUUUAAUUGAUCCAAUUACUAUUUCGCUCCCUUUUCUAACCCUCAAAUGAACCCUACCUGAUUUUUAGAAUGAUUCUUCUAAUUCUAGAUCUGUAUAUUUUACUCUAGAACUGACUCACAGUCAGAUAAAUGAUAUUUUAUAAAAAUUUAAUUAAUCAGUUGUCAGUAAUGAACAUCAAAGAAACUUUAUGAACACAUUUUUAUAUGUAUAUAGUAUGAUAAUUACAAAAUUAGUAAUGUAGUUUACAGAAAUAUGUUUACCUUAAGAA